Molecule: messenger RNA, 1692 nt
Organism: Penicillium malachiteum
Lineage: Eukaryota; Fungi; Ascomycota; Eurotiomycetes; Eurotiales; Aspergillaceae
Exons: 1
Coding region: 1-1692 (563 amino acids)
Biological process (GO): dephosphorylation
Molecular function (GO): phosphatase activity
Source: RefSeq, a predicted model, not a curated record
AUGCCGACUACACCGAGAAAGUAUGGAGUGUUUUUGCGUACACCGUCUACGGGGACAGUACCCCCCAUGGCGCUGAUUGAUAAACAGCCCCCAGGCUUGACAGAGUAUGGGGGUAGUCAGCUAGCCGACGUGGGAUCAACAUUCCGAAAUCGCUAUGUGUCGUCGGCUGGGAGUUCCAAUGCUACCGAGUCGGCAAUUCAAUAUAUUUCGCCCUCCAUCCUAUACUCAAAGGAUGUGCGUGUGCUCUCAACGACAGAUCAAAAUGUCAUUGCUUCGGCGCAGGCAUUCAUGCUUGGACUUUAUCCGCCUCUUGGUCAAGAGAACAUGAACACUUCCGAUGAAACUGCGAAUGGAACUAUAUAUUCCGCGCCGUUGGAUGGCUACCAGUUUCCUCGGAUUGUAACUGCUGGUGACUCAGACCCUGCAUCCCUGUUUGUAUCAGGCCAGGUCGCCUGUAAUAUGCAUCAAGUUGGGAUUUCGGAAUAUCAGGAUAGUGAAGAUGCUUUGGAGAUCACACGAGAUAGCGAGGUAUUUUAUCAGAAGCUUUUGCACCAAGUGCUUUCCGGAGUCUAUGAUGAAUCCUCUGCUACUUAUGCGAAUGCCGUUAGUAUUGCAGACUAUCUGGAUUACGAGGUCAUCCACAACAGCACAGCUCUGGAUCAUCUAUUUGGAGAUGACUUGAUUCGAGCACGGUCAUUUGCAGAUCAAUUUACCUAUGCCACAAAUGGUCAAGAUGCCUCGGCCCUCACUUCGGAGUCUACUGUUGGUGCCGCAAGCCCAAUUGCCGGCCAAACUCUUGCCUCUAGCAUUCUGGAUGCAUUCAGGAUAAAUAUGGAAGAGGAAGGCAACGGCCAGAAGAUAACAUUGCUUUUUGGGAGUGAUGAACCUGCUGUAGCCCUGGCUUCCCUAUUAGGCCUUGCUAGUACUCAGCAGCCAAACUUCUAUUCGCGUCCCGCUCGAGGAGCCUCGUUGAUCUUCGAAUUGUAUAGUUUCGAGACUGACGUUGACGAUGAAAGCUAUCCUGGAAGUGAUGAGAUGUACGUGCGAUUUUUCCUGCACAAUGGGACUGACUCUUCUACGGAGUUCAUCUCAUAUCCACUCUUCGGAUACGGACCCAGUAAAUCUUAUGUUCCAUGGAACGAGUUUGAGAUUGAAUUGGAGACAUUUGCCGUGGCAUCCAUCCAGGAAUGGUGCAUUCGGUGCAACGCAGACUCUGUUUUCUGCUCAGGAGUCUUGGACCGCAGCGACUCCAUCUCCAAAAAGAAAGGGAUUUCCCCUGUGGUGGCCGGUGUGAUUGGAGCCGUGGUCACUUUGGUUGUCAUUGGCCUGUUGGCUAUGCUUGGUUUCUUCCUUUGCAGUUUUCGUAAGCGCCAAGGAAGCCACCGGCCAAGUAUGGGUGGAUUCAAAGGAACCAGCAAGCUUGCAAGUGAUACAGAUGUCUCGUUCCGCAAUCCUAUUUGGGAAUCUGGCAAGUCCGCUCCUAUGGAGCAGGAUAAUGAGGUUUUGAGUGGUGUGAUUGUUCGAGGGCAAGAGCGACUUGGAAGUUGGGAGAUGGGUCAACAGGUAUCAGAAAUUGAGAAUACUCAGCCAAUAACUAGUUCUGCGGCUGGUCAUGUAUCAAAUAUGGAAAAUGAACCUGAAUGGUCACUCCAUACUCGUUUACAGCCUGUCAAAGUGCGAGAAACUGUCUGA